UCAAUUUCCUAGCACUGGCUGUCACUUCAUCAAACGCAAAACAAAAAUAAUUAAAAGUCAUCAAAUAGUUUUAAGCAAAAAAAAAUCUUCAAACCAUUGUUCUUAUCAUCGUCUACUAGUUAAGUUUAAAUUAUCGAAUUAAGUGCAAUCAAAACCGAAAUUAGGAAACAUGGAGUAUAACUGAUAAGAAGUGUGCCACCGUUGUUUUUUUGAAAGGGAUAAGCGACAGAGAUAUAGAGAAAGUGUUUACGUGAGCAUUAGUAUCGCAUUAGUUUCAACUCCAGCAUAAUAAAGUUCUGCGUAAUAAAUCUCAUCAUUUUCCCAUCCUUCGCAUCACACCGAGUGCUAGUGAGCGCACGUGAACUGAACAGGCGGCUAGGCAGCAGGAUGGCCUCGACGAUGCAGCUGGAGUUCGCUCAAGCGAUGGCCGAUUUCAAAAAUAUGUUCCCCGAUAUGGAUCGAGACGUGAUAGAGGCGGUACUGAGGGCAAACCAGGGAGCCGUGGAUGCCACCAUUGAUCAGCUGCUGGCGAUGAGCACCGAUAAUCAGAAUGAAAAAUUGCGCCAGGAGUUGGAUGGCGAUACGGGCCGAACAGUUCCAUCUGGUGGAAACAAUACUGUUCCAGGGACGGGAACCCUGCUGGAUCUUUCUAGUGGUCCUACACCAGCACUUCUCAGUACUUCGCCUAAAUCCACGGCCUUGGGUGCAUCGCCCAAGAUAAAGAAAUCUCCCGGUAGCUCAAGUGCCACCAAUAGUCCUCGGAUUGUUGCAGUUGGAGCUCUGAACGUUCGAGAAGCCGACAAACCGAUCGCCAACCGAAAAUGGAACCCUCCUAUGCUAGGCCCUUUGCCACCGACAUUUCUUCGGUUAAGCGGCGAAGCAUCGCGAAACACCGAGUUCGAUCUCGGUGAUGAACAGUUUGCAAUGAUGUUGCAAAAUGAAGAAUUCAUGGCCGAGCUGAGAUGGAACCAGGAGUUCCUUUCAGCCCUGGAGAAAGAUCACCAGGGAAAGGUUUCCGAUGAUGCCGCAUUCAAAGAGAGACUGCGCCACAUGGGUAAGAUUUCCCGGAAAAAAUUUGCCCAGUUGGCCCGGGUUUUUACCUGGCAGCGGGGUACAAACAAAAAGGCAAGUGCCGUCAGACAUCCCGAUUCGCUGCUGCUGCAGGAGGAACACAGCGACGAUGACGAACCGAAGAAGGCUGUCAAGAAGUAAAGUUUUUGCGUGGACCGUUUUUAGAAAAUCCGGGAUGCCGAGAUGAAAAUAUGUAGGGGAAUGCGCGAUAGAAGGUGACAAAUUGAUUCCAGAGAUACACCUUAAUUUUAGUGUUUUAUAAGAUAAGACUGUUAUAUUUUCGUGUGGAAAAUUGGAAAAUCCAUGCAUCAAAAGGCAUCGAUAUACUAACUAAUUGGUAGACAUGGGCUGAGCUGACGGUUUGAUGAAUGCGGUCAUAUCAUAAUGGUUUGUUUUAUACAUUAUCCUGCUGCACUUGCAAUCGCUACAGGCACUCAGUUUGUCAGUUUUGUUGAUUUUUUUUUAUUUAUUUGUACAUAGAGAUUCUUUAUUUUUUUGUUUUUUCGUUUAUAUUAGUUAUAGUUUGUAGAACAGCAUUUAUAUCUGGUACGAUUCAAUUGUACAAUUGUAGUGUUUUAUCGGGACAGUGAUAAAAAAUAGUUAUCAUGUGAAGUGCAAAUAUGCGGUGAACAGUUUUAUUUUUAAUUUAUGAAUAGUCCACUUGUUUUGUCUAACCGCAAAUUCAAAUUAGUACACAGGCCAAGCAAAUUGAGCGUUGCCAUUUGGUGAAUAGAUUAUUUACGCAUCCGCAGCUGUAACAAACAACAUAUAAAAGAAGAAAACAAAACUAAACGAAAUCAACCAAUACUAGUCACCGCAGAAUAGAAAAGAGUAGUCGAGCUACGACACAGAAGAAUCUCCGUGCGGAAUGAUGUAACACAAAAGUCAACGUAAAUACACAAAAAGUGAGCCUAAAACUAUAAACAACAGUAAACUAAACUCAAGCUAACGAUAACAAAACAACUCCACUACUCUGAGAUAGUGCAAAUUGCUAGCUACCCCCGCCCGCACUUCCUCAGUUGCUGCUGCUAAGCAGAUCGAUUAGAACAACAAUCUUACUGCUCAGAUCGAAUUCCGCAGUGAAAUAUUUAGAAUAAGUUCAAAUGCUUCUAUGAUGGUAAUUUCAUAGUUCUAUACGUACUUUUAGUUGGUUAUUAGUUGUUUCGAUUCAAUACAGUAAGCCGACAGGACAACGAACAGUUCGCAGUUCUGUGAGUUCGCCAAUGGCAUUGGUCAAAAUAAGCUUGAAGACAGUAUAACAAAUGUUCAAAGGUGUUUUGUUUCGCCAAAUAGAAAUUAGGAGAUGAGCAUUUGGAUGUUUCAGAUGUUUUUUUUUCUCCAUCAUGCACAGCAGGACAGCUAGGUAUCAGAGUUGAUUCAUCAAACCUUGAUCGAUUUAUUAUUUAGUUUACUGUCGUGCUCAGAUUCAACAACCGAUUCCGCCUCAAAUCGGUUCGGAACCGAUUGUCGACUCUGAUUCGGAUUCCAAUUUAACGAAGCGUAAACAAAAAUUUAUUACUUUCCCACUCGGCGAUCGACCGAAAAAGUUAAAAUCGGAUAUAAAUACACCAUAAUAAUAAUUAUAUUUUGAAGGUCAUGAAUUCCGAAUCAAAUUGCUUCUUAUUUUGUUGUGUGAUUGGAAAGGUUACAAUGGCCGUACAUCCAGCGGUUUCGUUUAUAGUCAUAUGGACUAUACUAUUUGUCACUACCGAUGGUAUGGGAAAGUGGGGCAAGACUGCCAGAGGGGUAAGUGUACCAUAGGUUCAUAACGGGGCAAGUUCGCCAUAUUACCACAGACUAACAGACAUGACAGUAUAAGUAAAUUCUUAUAAAUUUUUUUUUCGUGAUGCACUAGUUCCACCUAUAUUGUACUGCGCGAACUAUUUACUAUCUGUACACCCCUUGUGUUAUGUAAAAGUUUUUUUACUAGUUGGUUUCCCCUCGUUUGUCAACACCGAUCAGCUGCUCGCAGGGAUGCCUGAUUUCAUCAAAAUAUUUGAAAAUGAAUCGUCACAAUAAAUUAUUGGAUUACGUUGAUAAUAUAUUUAACUUUUUCGCGAUGUUGGAAGGUAACCAUUUAUUCGACUCAAAGUUGUUCAUCUAGACUAUUUUUUAUUGUGUUGGUAGUUGUGGGGUUGUGAAUACCUUCCUAAAUAUAUCUAGACAUUCGUUGGAAGCAAACUAGUCACAACAAUACACCCCUGGAAAUAACACGAGGUAGUGUGAUGUUUGUACCCAUGGUAAUGUGUUGUUUGUAUCCAUGGCGAUACCACGCUUAUUAUUAUUUAAUCGUAGUAAGCGAUCAACGAACUAAUUCGUCCUCUUUCUUCUUUGGUCGCUUGAACAGGUAACACGCAUUAUCAAAUUGUCUCAGCUUGGCUGGGUGAUUCCAGACUCUUAAUAAAAGAAAACUCACAGUAGUUUUCACCCGAAAUUAAGUGGCGGCAGACCAGAAGCAAGUAAAUAUUGUAACAAAACGGGUUCGAUUUUGUAUUGCGUUGGAGGAUGAGAAGUAGCACAAUUAUGUAUAUAGUUUUGGCAAUAUGUAUUAAAUCUGUACCCUGCAUGAAAUUCGCAUGGACGUAUACAAAUCAAUACAUUACAGGUAAUUCUGUAUGAAUGGCAACUCUGUUGGUAAAUGAAAAAAUAAACACAGUCUAGAUGACAGACAGGAUGUUUUUGAUAGGGUAACGUGGCGUCAUCAUGACACAUGUGAGUACUGUCCCAAAUAAAGGAAUAUUCGAAAUGACCGUUAAAAUGAUUGAAGAAUCUAAUUUGAGUGUCCUGUCUGUUAUUCUGUGAUAUUACUAUGGGGCAGGUGUGCCAUAACAUAUGAUGAACAAACCUAACCUCAAAGUCGAUCAGUGUUGAAACAUUCACUGUAAACAAACAACUAAAAGCAGAUUCUGCACGAUGGCACGGACAUACAAGAGAGUUUCUUCGCGUAAAAAGAGGUCAAAUACAAGCUUGCUGCAAUCAGACCCUGUCAGCUUGGAGCGAAAUCAAUCUUCAGUACAGCAACGCCAUCGCACGGCGUCUCAUUCAACAUGUCAUGUCAAUUGUAUGGGUGCGCAGUGCUGCUAUUUUGGCGCGUACGAAUUUGACAUUUCUCUCCCCUACUUCUAUGUACGAGAUUCGACAUGCCGCGGAAAACUUUAGAGAAGUAAAUGAUGAUGAUAUUUUUAAUACAUGUAAUAUCUAAAACAAGUGUGAAUCUUAUCGAUUGUAUUAAGGAAAGCAGUACAGGAGAGGAAAUCUCAUCCAAAUUACGGAGAAAAUGUAAUUAUUGUUAUCAACAAGCCUCCGAAAAUCAUGUAUUGAUUACCGAAUUGUUUUGUUUACCAAUAAUGUUUUUUGGGCUAUCGAGGGUACUCCUGAAAGUACUUCUCAGACGUACCAAUUAUCAAAAUCAUGCGUUAUUUUUUUUGUAGAAACACGAAAAUUCUUAACUUGGUACACUUGCUCACCAUUAGGGCUAGCAAAUUGAAGCAACGAAUAUUAACAAAAGGGUUUCACCAUCUGUGCUAUUCACACACAUUCGUAUGUCAGGUAGAAUUCACAGCGCAACCCAAGCAAGGAAAGCUGCUUCGUUCGUUCAUUAGUCAUGAAUAUGCCCGCUAUCUGAGACCUAUGCUUCACGAGGUUAGCAUUUGAUGAAUGGUUCUCAUAUUGAAGAUGCCUAUGAAGAAGCUAGAUUCAUAACUUUUAGUUCCGAUGAAUAUUAAUUUAAAAAACAUUGCUUUCUAUGUUUCUAGGAUAUGUACACAGUGUAAACUCCCCAGAAACAAAUUGAUCGUUCGCAUGUGCUCAAAUGCUUAAUUUCUACUAUAAAAUGUUUAAAGUAUGUUUGAAAUGUGAUCAAAUUUGGUCUUAGAAUGCGAACAUAUGUUCAAAAAUGGUUUCUGUAAACCUACACUGUGAAAACACCGUAAACAUUACCUAUUUGACUUUGCUUCGCGUCAUGUAGCACGUCGUGAAGCAAGGCCUUCUUUCUCAUACAAUACUAACGAGAGCGAAUCCUACAUUUCAUUACAUUGCCAUGGAUUGCUUAGUUCACGUGUUAACUGAGACUGAGAGCACAGGCAAUUUACUAUAGGCAAGGGAAUUGAUCUGCUCAAUAGCAUAUACUUUCACGCAUCCAGUUUCUCUCUGAUAUAGGUCUCUCAUUCUGCUAUGUCAAGCAAAGUGUUCACAGCAGAUGUUUUUUUGUUGCUUCGUUCGUUUGAGGAUUCACAAUACAAGCCCUGCUCACCAUCCCCAAACUCGCGGUGUCGCGCAGCUGAGUCACUUCAGCACGAAAAAGUACGGGAGUGUAAUGUCAGAGACAUAACUGGAUGUCGUGAAUACAAAUAAAACUGACUCAUUUUCUUUAUACUUUCGAAUAUCAAUUAGUUGAUCGAUUGGGUGAAUUGUGCAAGCUUUCCCCCUUUUCACUACUAGAAUUUGAAACGAUACACCUAAACUAAAGUACUGAUUAGUUACAUUAAACAUUCUGACAUACAAUUAAAUAUUACGAGCUAACCAGUAUAAUUCUUUAUGAUGAAAUAAUGGUGGUUCUGCAAAAAAUCUUUUAUGAAGGCGUUCGUGAUGAAGAGUGACGAGUUAAGUUCGAAUCUAUUCAGUCGAUGCUAUGCAUUUUAUAUAGCAAAUCAGCAAAAAGUUCUACUACAAACUGCAACUGGUUGAAAAUGGGCCGUAUACAGUGAAGGAAAAUUUCGCAUAAUUCUUUAGGUAUACAAUUAUGGUUCUAAAUAGCAACAUAAAAACUUUUGAUGUCGAUGACUUACUUUAGAUUUGAAUUUUUCAGUGAAAAAACUGGCUGCACGGGAUUAAUUUCUGGCAAUCAGGAGGGCCAAAAUAUGUAAUUCACUAAGAUAUUUAACACUGUUGCGAAUUUUGCACUGCGAAAAUUAUCUCAGAUUUUCACUGCACUGAUGGUUUUAAUUACCGAUUUGCAAAGAAGCAAUCUUUAUAGUUCUUUAGAUAACAUUUGGAGCCAUUAGAAGGGUUUUGCAUAAUGUUCCCCAUUGUUGUCCAUUUUUCGUUGUAAUUUUCUCCAAUGCGAACGACCAGCAGCAGGAUGAUGCAAUCGAUCAUAUUUAAAGGGAAACUAGCUCUGCGACCCGUGUGUUUGAGGUUUUGUACCACCCAAAACGUAUGCGCUUUCAUUGCCGAGUGCUUCUCUUGGCGACCGAAGUCCAAAUGAGAGCACGACCUGAGCGUUUGUGGUUUUGUGCCACGCAAAAGAUUUGCUCUCAUUACUGGCGACUGUUGUUUCCGACCAUUAAAGUCCAAAUUAAAGAACGACCUGAGCGAAGCACGCUUUAUACUUGGUUUGUUUUUACUAAUGUUGGUGGGAGAACCUCACCUCGACAUCCAGUUCCGUCUGAAGCACUAGAAGAAACGAACGAUUUGCAAUCAAAGUUUACUUUUUAUACUUGGUUUAGUAGAUAAUCGGAACUGAUAUGUGCUUUACUACCUCAAGGUAAGCAAGCGUGAUGAAUUUUCCUCACUAUUUUCAAAAGUUCUAGAAAACUUUGUUUUUCAAUUUAUGGUUAUCUGACGCUGUUGAAAAUUUAAUCACAAAUUCCUGAUUAUAUUUUCGAUAGCUUGUAGAAAAAAAUAUGCUGUUGGGUUAAGUACAUCAAGAGAUAUUCGCGAUAAAGUUCUGCCCAUUCUUCCACAGGCUAAAUUUUGAAAAGGCGCCCCACAGUAAAGUAAAUCGUAUUCACGACAUUAUAGACUCUCUUCAUAGCCAAACUUCUAAAAUUCUUAAUAUAUCGAAGGAAGAAUGAAAAUUGAAAUUUCGUUUGUUUUGAAUGCGCUGAUUUACGAAUGAGACAGUAAAAAUGAAAAUGAGGCUGCUGGAUUGAAUUCUUUUACUACAAAUUUAAGAUCUGAUACGGGUUGUACCUCCAGCUUCUCGCAUGAGAAACCUCCAUAGUGGGGAUGAUGUAUGCCUGAAUGAAAUGCUAGUUUUGAUAAAGUUCGAAUUUGGAAGAAUUUCAAAAUACUCUGUGAUUGUUUUCAAUCAACAGACAUAAUUUCCAACUUAAGUAAAAGCACUCGUUUUUAAAUGAAAAAAACUUCAGGCCUUUUUAUCACAAUUGCAGAUUGGUAAAAGCAUUGAAAACUCGCCACUUUUUCAUUAUUUGUGUUUGUUUUAUCAACCGUACAUUUGCGAACAUAAAUCUAAGAAAAAGAUUUGGAAAAUAUUACCGCCGUCUAUAUUAUUACCAUUCGGAAAUCAUACUGAAUUCCGAAUCAAAUUUUAGACGAGUUAACUGGGUACUUGCAUGUGUGACAUUGGGUACAGCCAUUUCUGUCUUUUUCCAUCACUAAACAGUCCUUUUUUGAGGCGAAAUACGACUUCUUCCAAUAUUUGAAUUAUGUUUGAGUAUAUUAUUUCAUCGUCUUUGGUUUAUUUGAACAAUGUAGUUUAAGAUCGAUAAUGCAAAAAUGCCUACAACAUAUGACGAACUCACAACUCACUGUUGUCAAGAAGCAAAAAAAAACAGAAGCCGUUUUCUAUCAGUUGGUAACUUUAUUACCUUGUUCCUUGCAAUCACAAUACGAUUACGUGAUAGUUUGUUUUAUUUAUUAAAUAAAUACGCCAUAUAAACCUAAUAAAAUGCAAUAACGUAAUAUGAUAGUUUGCAGUAGCGAAAGGAAAUUUUUUUUCUCGAUUGAUUUUUCAACACCGCAACAAAACUCACUAACUCAGAUCUGAAGCAUAUUUCGAGGUUUUCUCAGUGAAGUGAAAUGUAUGAAACUCAUAAAAAAACAUCAAAUUAAACUAUGCUACAUGUUAUAAUUUUACUCAAUAAACAAA
This is a messenger RNA of Malaya genurostris, 7903 nucleotides long. RefSeq names its product CUE domain-containing protein 1. The coding region runs from base 388 to 1212 and encodes 274 amino acids. Lineage: Eukaryota; Metazoa; Arthropoda; Insecta; Diptera; Culicidae. The record is from RefSeq and is a predicted model, not a curated record. The transcript has 5 exons. Gene Ontology annotation, molecular function: ubiquitin binding.